AUGAGCCCACUUGAUGCAACAAAAUCAGGAUUUUUAUUGUGCAUUGCUGUCUGUAUGUUCAUCUACACUUUUAUCUACCUAAAGGAUAUGUUUUCUGAAGAGCCAAGUGAACAAAAAAUUAAGGCAAAUAUUGCAGAGUGUGGUUUUUAUCCAGAUGAACUUUGUUCAGCUCUUUUUGCAGGGAAAGCUGCUGCCCUUAAAAUAGGAAAUCUCUGUCAGAGUACUUACCAACCUAAACCACUCAGCUGCACUCAGACUUCAUGCAACUGCUCCAUGGUUUUGAAGACUCUGCACUUUAUCACAAGACCACUGUCAGAUGAAGAAGGAAAUUUCUCACUGGCAUAUAUUAUCACAAUUCACAAGGAGCUGGAAAUGUUUGUAAAGCUGCUAAGAGCUAUUUACAUGCCUCAGAAUAUUUACUGCGUACAUGUUGAUGAAAAGUCACCAAAAGAUUAUAAAGCUGCUGUACAGAACAUCAUUAAUUGCUUUGAAAAUAUUUUUAUUUCCUCAAAAAGGGAAAGUGUUGUUUAUGCAGGGUUUUCAAGAUUACAAGCUGACAUCAAUUGCAUGAGAGAUCUAGUUAAUUCCAAAAUUCAGUGGAAUUAUGUUAUUAAUCUCUGUGGUCAAGAUUAUCCCAUUAAAACAAACAAAGACAUUAUACAAUAUAUCAAAAGUAAAUGGAAUGGUAAAAAUAUGACUCCUGGCAUAGUCCAACCAGUUCAUAUGAAACACAGGACACAGGUUAGUUACAGAGAGUCUGUACACUCUGGAAUGUCAUAUGUCUAUCCAACAAAGAACAUAAAAGCUAAGCCUCCACAUAAUUUGACAAUAUAUUUUGGUAGUGCCUAUUACAUACUCACUAAAGAAUUUGUAGAGUUUACACUGACUGAUGCACGUGCAAAAGAUUUGCUGGAAUGGUCAAGAGACACAUACAGUCCAGAUGAACACUACUGGGUCACACUGAAUCGUUUAAGUGAUGCUCCAGGGGCUACACCCAAUGCUGACUGGGAAGGAAACAUUCGAGCCAUUAAAUGGAAAGAUCAAGAAGGAACUACACAUAAAGGCUGCAAAGGUCAUUACAUCAGAGACAUUUGUGUCUAUGGACUAGGGGAUUUACAGUGGAUUAUUGAAUCACCUCAUUUGUUUGCCAACAAAUUUGAGCCUGCAACAUACCCACUUGUUAUGGACUGUCUAGAGAGACGCCACAGGCUUAAAGUACUGCACCAAGCAGAAGUCCCAAUUGAAGAUCACUGGCGUUUUCAGGAAGAAAACUACUUCAACUUGAAGUUGCAUGUUUGA
Molecule: messenger RNA, 1299 nt
Organism: Indicator indicator
Lineage: Eukaryota; Metazoa; Chordata; Aves; Piciformes; Indicatoridae
Product: beta-1,3-galactosyl-O-glycosyl-glycoprotein beta-1,6-N-acetylglucosaminyltransferase 7-like
Exons: 3
Coding region: 1-1299 (432 amino acids)
Cellular component (GO): membrane
Molecular function (GO): acetylglucosaminyltransferase activity
Source: RefSeq, a predicted model, not a curated record